GAUCCGUUGCCGCGUUCCGAGUGGGUGUCAUGGCGGCCGGCGUCGAGUUGGCAGGAGUUGCCUGCAGAACUGGGGGAAGUCACUAAAGCAGAGGAAGAAGUGGCUUAACCAAGAGGUGGCUCAGCCCGGAUGGUUGGAAGUCGUGGGAAAAUGAGCGGAGGCCCCUUGGGAGUGACCGUGUCACAGGAGGCGCGCCCCUGGUAAAGUCUCAGGCCAGGCCUCUGCGUUCUAGGCAGAGCCAGGCGGUUGGUGGAACCUCCGGAAGCCGGCUUCACUUAGGAACUCCUCCUUCGGCUGUAGAAUUCCGAGUGGCUGGUCCCGCGAGGGCUGCGCUUCGAGGACAUUUGGCCGGGGUCGUUCGACGACGCCGGACGCUUUUCUCGGAGCGGACCUGGUGGUCCUCUAAGCCGCAGCGAUGUCGUCCUGGCUUGGGGGCCUCGGCUCCGGCUUGGGCCAGUCUCUGGGUCAAGUCGGGGGCAGCCUGGCUUCCCUCACUGGCCAGAUUUCAAACUUUACAAAGGAUAUGCUGAUGGAGGGCACCGAGGAAGUAGAAGCAGAAUUACCUGAUUCUAGGAGAAAGGAAAUUGAAGCCAUUCAUACAAUCUUAAGAUCAGAGAAUGAGAGACUUAAGAAACUUUGUGCUGAUCUAGAAGAGAAGCAUGAAGCUUCAGAGCUUCAAAUAAAGCAGCUGUCUACAAGUUAUCGAAAUCAGCUGCAACAGAAAGAGGUGGAAAUCAGCCAUCUGAAAGCGAGACAGCUCGCGCUGCAGGAUCAGUUGCUGAAGCUGCAGUCGGCCGCUCAGUCGCUCGGUCCAGGAGCUGCCGCUGCGCCGGCAACCACAGCAUCUGCUUCAUUCAGUUAUGGGGUCAGCCAUCAUGCUUCCGCUUUCCAUGAGGACGACAUGGACUUCGGGGACGUCAUUUCUUCACAACAAGAAAUAAACAGAUUGUCGAAUGAAGUUUCAAGACUUGAGUCUGAAGUUGGCCAUUGGAGGCAUAUUGCUCAGAUUUCUAAAGCACAAGGAUCAGAUGGCUCUGAUCAAAGUGAAAUCUGCAAACUGCAAAAUAUCAUUAAGGAACUUAAACAGAACCGAAGUCAGGAAAUCGAUGAUCAUCAACAUGAAAUGUCGGUAUUGCAGAAUGCGCAUCAACAGAAAUUGACAGAAAUAACUCGUCGGCAUCGGGAAGAAUUACAUGACUAUGAAGAACGAAUUGAAGAACUGGAAAAUCUGUUACAACAAGAUGGCUCAGGAAUUGCAGUACCUGAUCACUCUGCAAUCCAGGAGAUGCAAAACACUGCUCGAGUACUACAAACUGAAAAAGUAGAGUCUACAAAAAAAAUUAAAGAACUGGAGGAUAAAAUAAAAGACAUAAAUAAAAAAUUAUCUUCUGCAGAAAAUGACAGAGAUGUUCUGAAAAAGGAACAGGAACAACUAACUGUGGAAAACAGACAAAUAAUUAAAGAAUGUGAAAGCCUGAAGCUGGAAUGUAGUAAAUUGCAGUCUUAUGCUAUGAAGCAGAGUGAUACUGUGACAGAAAAGGAAAGAAUUUGUCCACAGAGUACAUCAGUAGAAGAAGAAGUGUUCAGACUGCAACAAGCAUUAUCUGAUGCUGAAAAUGAAAUAAUGAGACUGAGUAAUUUAAACCAGGAUAACAGUCUCGCCGAAGACAAUCUGAAACUUAAGAUGCGUGUCCAAGGUUUAGAAAAAGAGAAUUCAUUAUUGAGUCAAGAAAAGGAAAAACUUCAAGUAUCACUUUCAAAAUUGAGUAAUGAAUAUGAAGUAAUUAAAAGUACAGCUACAAGAGACAUGGAUUUGGAUUCAGAAUUACAUGAUUUAAGACUUAAUUUGGAGGCAAAGGAACAAGAACUCAAUCAGAGUAUAACAGAAAAGGAAACACUGAUAGCUGAGUUAGAAGAAUUGGAUAAGCAGAACCAAGAAGCUACAAAGCACAUGAUUUUGAUAAAAGAUCAGCUAUCAAAACAACAAAAUGAGGGAGAUAGCAUCAUCAGUAAACUCAAAAAAGAUCUAAAUGAUGAAAAAAAGAGAGUUCAUCAACUUGAAGAUGAUAAAAUGAACAUCACUAAAGAGUUAGACAUGCAGAAAGAAAAGUUAAUUCAAAGUGAACUGGUCCUAAAUGACUUGCAUUCAAUCAAGCAGAAGCUAGAGGAUAAAGUAGAAGAUUUAGUAGAUCAACUUAAUAAAUCACAAAACAAUAAUUUAAACAUCCAGAAGGAGAACUUUGAACUUAAGGAACAUAUGAAACAAAAUGAGGAGGAGCUUUCUAGAAUCAGGGACAAGUUAGCUCAGCCUCUUAAUCAAGACUCUAACAGUAAUUUUAAGGAUGACUUCCUUAAAGAAAGGGAAGCUGAAAUCAGCGACUUAAAGCAAAAUCUUGCAGAAAUAGAACAGCUCAAUGAAAAUUUAAAGAAAGUUGCUUUUGAUCUCAAAAUGGAAAAUGAAAAGUUGGUUUUAGCAUGUGAAGAUGUAAGACAUCAGUUGGAAGAAUCUGUUGCUGGUAACAAUCAAAUUUCUUUGGAAAAGAACACUAUUGUUGAGUCUCUAAGAAUGGAAAAAGAACAGUUGGAAGCAGAAUUGUGUCAGGCUGAAAAGAGGCGGUUGGAAGAAGCAAACAAGUAUGAGCAAACCAUUGCAGACCUGUCCAAUGCACAGAGUUUGAAUACCUCUGCUUUACAGCUCGAACAUGAGCAUUUGAUUAAACUCAGUCAAGAGAAAGACUUUGAAAUAGCACAACUCAAGAAGAAUAUUGAGCAGAUGGAUAUCGAUCAUAAAGAAACUAAGAAAAUUUUGUCAUCUAGUUUAGAAGAGCAGAAGCAAUUGACACAACUUACAAACGAUAAAGAAAUUUUUAUUGAAAAACUUAAAGAGAGAAGUUCAGAGCUCCAGGAAGAAUUAGAUAAAUAUACUCAGGCCUUAAGAAAAAACGAAAAUUUGAAGCAAACCCUAGAGGAAAAAGACAGAAGUCUUGGAUCCAUGAAAGAAGAAAACAACCAUCUAAAAGAAGAACUGGAACGACUCAGGGAACAGCAGAGUCGGGCUGCACUUGUGGCCGAGCCUAAAACCCUUGAUUGCAUUACAGAACUAGAAUCGGAGAUUUCUCAACUGAAUGUAAUAAAGGAUAACCUUGAAGAGGAAAUAAAGCAUCACCAAAAGAUAAUUGAAGAGCAAAACCAGAGUAAAAUGCAACUCCUUCAGUCUUUACAGGAGCAGAAGAAGGAAAUGGAUGAGUUUAAAUACCAGCAUGAGCAAAUGAAUGUUGUGCACACCCGACUCUUUUUAGAGAAAGACGAGGAAAUUAAGACUUUGCAAAAAACGAUUGAAGAAAUCAAAACCCAGUUGCCUAUAGAAAGACACAACAUUCAAACAGAGAAUUCUGAUAUUUUUCAAGAAACAAAAGUUCAGAGCCUUAAUAUAGAAAAUGGAAGUGAAAAACAUGAUUUAUCUAAAGCUGAAACUGAAAAAUUAGUAAAAGGAAUAAAAGAACGAGAAUUGGAGAUUAAACUGCUAAAUGAAAAAAAUAUAUCUUUAACUAAACAGAUUGAUCAGCUGUCCAAAGAUGAAGUUGGUAAACUAACUCAGAUUAUCCAGCAGAAAGAUUUGGAGAUCCAGGCUCUUAAUGCUAGAAUUUCUUCACCUCCCUUCACCCAGGAUGUUGUUGACCUUCAACAGCAGCUGCAGGCAUGUGCUAUGGAGCGAGAACAAGUAUUAGCUGUUUUGAGUGAGAAAACAAGGGAAAAUAGCCACAUGAAAACAGAAUAUCACAAAAUGAUGGAUAUCGUUGCUGCCAAAGAAGCAGCCCUCGUGAAGCUGCAAGAUGAAAAUAAAACAUUGUCCGCUAGAUUUGAAAGUAGUGGCCAAGACAUGUUUAGAGAAACUGUUCAGAAUUUAUCACGUAUCAUUCGAGAGAAAGACAUUGAAAUAGAUGCAUUAAGUCAGAAGUGUCAGACAUUGUUGACAGUCUUACAGACGUCCAGCACCGGUAAUGAGGUUGGCGGUGUUAACAGUAAUCAAUUUGAGGAGCUUUUGCAGGAACGCGAUAAAUUAAAACAACAGGUGAAGAAAAUGGAAGAGUGGAAACAGCAGGUGAUCACCACAGUACAAAACAUGCAGCGUGAAUCAGCCCAGCUUCAGGAGGAACUGCAUCAGCUUCAUGCACAGGUUUUGGUUGACAGUGACAAUCAUUCUAAGUUACAAGUGGACUACACUGGCCUGAUCCAAAGUUAUGAGCAGAAUGAAACCAAACUCAAAAAUUUUGGGCAGGAAUUAGCCCAGGUUCAGCACAGCAUAGGGCAGCUUUGUAACACCAAAGACCUUCUUCUAGGGAAACUUGGUAUUAUUGCCCCUCCACUCUCUUCCGGGUCAUCGCUGACAUCCCUGUCAGCAGAGCUGCUUCAGACAGCUAAGUCUGAUGCAUUGAGUGAGUCUUCUCCACAAGAGAUAGAAGAGCUAAGAAAGUUGCUGCAGGAAAAAGAUGCAACAAUUAGGACUCUCCAGGAAAAUAAUCACAGAUUGUCUGAUUCCGUUGCUGCUACCUCAGAGUUAGAAAGAAAAGAACACGAACAAGCAGACUCAGAAAUUAAGCAGCUCAAGGAGAAACAAGACGUUCUACAAAAGUCGCUUAAGGAGAAAGACCUCUUAAUCAAAGCCAAAAGUGAUCAGUUACUUUCUUUAAAUGAAAAUUUCACUAACAAGGUGAAUGAAAAUGAACUUUUGAGGCAGGCGGUAACAAACCUGAAGGAGAGAACAUUAAUUUUAGAAAUGAACAUUCGGGAAUUAAAAGAGGAAAAUGAAAAAAUAAUAGAAAUAAGCAGGGGAAAGGAAACAGAGUAUCAAGCAUUACAAGAGACUAAUAUGAAGUUUUCUAUGAUGCUGCGAGAAAGAGAGUUUGAGUGCCAUUCAGUGAAGGAGAAGGCUCUUGCUUUUGAGCAACUCCUGAAAGAAAAAGAGCAGGGCAAAACUGGGGAGUUAAAUCAACUUUUAAAUGCAGUUAAAUCACUGCAGGAGAAGACAGUUACAUUUCAGAAGGAGAGAGAUCAAGUCAUGUUGGCCCUGAAACAGAAGCAAAUGGAAAAUACUGCUGUACAGAAUGAGGUUCAACAUUUACGUGACAAAGAAUUACGCUUAAACCAGGAGCUAGAGAGAUUGCGUAACCAUCUUUUAGAAACAGAAGAUUCUUAUACCCGAGAAGCUUUGGCCGCAGAAGAUAGAGAGGCUAAACUAAGAAAGAGAGUCACAGUAUUGGAGGAAAAGCUAGUUUCAUCCUCUAAUGCAAUGGAAAAUGCAAGCCAUCAAGCCAGUUUGCAGGUAGAGUCAUUGCAGGAACAAUUGAAUGUAAUCUCCAAGCAAAGGGAUGAAACUGCCCUGCAGCUUUCUAUGUCCCAGGAACAAGUAAAGCAGUAUGCUCUCUCCCUGUCCAACCUGCAGAUGGUACUAGAGCAUUUCCAACAAGAGGAAAAAGCUAUGUAUUCAGCUGAACUAGAAAAGAACAAACAGCUAAUAGCUGAAUGGAAAAAAAAGGCAGAAAAUCUGGAAGAAAGACUGCUGUUGUUACAGGAACGUCUGGAUGAAGCAAAUGCUGCGUUGGAUUCAGCAUCAAGACUCACAGAACAGUUAGAUUUAAAGGAAGAACAAAUGGAAGAACUUAAAAAACAAAAUGAGCUCCGACAAGAAAUGCUGGAUGAUGUACAAAAGAAAUUAAUGACUUUAGUGAACAGCACAGAAGGAAAAGUAGACAAAGUUCUAAUGAGAAACCUCUUUAUUGGACAUUUCCACACACCAAAAAAUCAGCGUCAUGAAGUGUUACGAUUAAUGGGAAGCAUCCUGGGUAUCAAAAGGGAGGAAAUGGAACAGUUGUUGAAUGAAGAUCAGGGCGGUGUUACCAGAUGGAUGACUGGGUGGCUUGGCGGAGGAUCAAAAAGUGUCCCCAACACACCUCUCAGACCAAAUCAGCAGUCUGCGCUGAAUAGUUCUUUUUCAGCACUUUUUGUUAAGUUUCUAGAAACAGAAUCGCAUCCAUCUGUUCCACCACCAAAGCUUUCUGUUCGUGAUAUGAAACCGCUGGAUUCACCAGGAAGGAGAAAACUAGAUACAAAUGUACCAGAAACUUUUAAAGAUACCACAGAAUCCAGGUCUGGUAGGAGAACAGAUGUGAAUUCUUUCUUGGCUCCCCGCUCUGCAGCUGUGCCUCUUAUUAACCCAGCUGGACAUGGCCCUGGCGGACCUGGGCACCUUCUUCUGAAACCCAUCUCAGACGUGCUGCCCACAUUUACACCUUUGCCAGUGUUACCUGACAACAGCGCUGGAGUUGUGCUGAAAGACCUUUUAAAGCAAUAGAUGAGUUUCAAGCCAGAAACGACAGAAACAUAGCACUUUAAAGAAACCGUGAACACUAUGUGUAUGUACUUGAUCACAAAGUGGCCUUUUGGAAAAAGUCAUGCAUUUUGUUUGUAGUUGUACUUUCUCUACAAUUAAUAAAAAUAUUGUUAGUGAUUUUAGAAAUUGCAAGUGGCACAGGAGGGUUUGCUAUAUUAUCUGCUUUUAUCCUUCUCUGAUUUGACCUAAUUUAAGCUAGAAACAUUUGAUUUUUUAUCUUAACUUAUAAAAAUAAGAAAAAUAAAAAGAAAGACAAUGCUAGUAGCUAUAUAUCAGUUCUUUAUUUUCCCCUCUGACUUUCAAGUUCAUUUAAGCUAGAGACAUGUGGUUUGUCUUUUAAAGAUAAUCAAGAGAUUUACCAAAAAAAAAAAAAGAGAGAGAGAAAGAGAAUAAUAGUAGUGGCUUAUGUACAUAGUGCAGAAAAUUGAUCUGAAGUGUAUAGUAAUCAUCUUUAGAGAACUUCGUGUAGACAGGCCAAGACGAGGCUGUCCCUGGGAGGUCAUCAGUGUCCUGAGGUAGAAUGUGUGUGUAUUUGGUUCUAUGCAAUUUUAUCACGUGUAGAUUCACGUGACCUUCACUGCUGGACAGAUACAUCCAGGACCCCUCAUGCUACCAUUUUAUAAUCAUAGCCACCUCCUUCCCUAGCCCCGUCCUUAACCUCUGGCAACCACUAACUUCUCCAUCUCUAUAAUUUUGUCAUUUCACGAGUGCUAAAUAGGGGCGGCCAGUAGCGCAGUUGGUUAGAGUGUGGUGCUGGUAGCACCAAGGUUGCCGGUUCGAUCCCUGCACGGGCCACUGUGAGCCGCGCCCUCCUUAAAAAAAAAGAAGUGCUAUAUAAAUGGAAUCAUACAGUAUGUAACCUUUUGAGAUUGACUUUUUUUCACUCGGUACAAUGCCCUUAAGAUCCGUCCAAGUUGCCUGUAUCAGCAGUUUGUUCUCUUUAUUGUUAAGUACAUACUGUGGAUAUAUGAUUUGGUUUUAAGAGCUAAGGUAUCUUUUUAAAGGUACUAUCUUAAAACGAAUUGUUUUCUUACACACAUACAUAUGACUUUCAUGUAAAGUGUUAAAUUGUACAGCUGCAUAUGGAACUGUAAUUAGCAAUAUCACUAAACACGAUACCUCCUGCCUCUGUCUGAGUUAUCGAUAUGAGAGGUAUGUCCGUCCCGGAACUGGCCAUUCUCAGCCUCGUGGUCACUGAGGGCAGGGAAUUACUUCAGCAACACUAGCACCAGGUCUUUGGAACUUCGGAGUAAGGGGGUAUUGCUUUAGUUUUUUUUAUAGACCUAUUCUAAACAAUCCUGAUUUGGAACUUAACUAUAUCAGGAUGUUCUUGUUUUUAUUAGUUGUGGAAGUUGUACAUUUAAAGACAUUUCUUGCAAAUUUUGUAAAUUUCAACAUGCCUUUAAAAUAGAAACAUCUGUAUAACAAAGAAAGGUAGAAGUGAUACUAAUCCAAAUAUGUAAAUAGCCUUGGCUCUGGCCAGGGCUAAAUUUGAUUGUUUGUAAAUUUUGCUGUGAUUAACUGUAUAAUACUUUCUACUGUAUUUAGAAGAUGGGAAGUCUUUAUGUGUUGAUACGUAAAACUGGUUUUUCUGAAGAAUUUAAUAACAGAGACAUUGCUGCUUCACAACGUCCCAUCUCCUUAGCUAACCUAUUUAUAUUGCCAUUUUUUAUUCAGUAUACUUUAAAGGAAGUUGUCGUACCAGUUCUAUAUUAGAACUGUCAAACUGCCUCUUGUCUG
Molecule: messenger RNA, 8131 nt
Organism: Rhinolophus ferrumequinum (greater horseshoe bat)
Lineage: Eukaryota; Metazoa; Chordata; Mammalia; Chiroptera; Rhinolophidae
Gene: TRIP11
Product: thyroid hormone receptor interactor 11
Exons: 21
Coding region: 416-6352 (1978 amino acids)
Biological process (GO): endoplasmic reticulum to Golgi vesicle-mediated transport; Golgi organization
Cellular component (GO): Golgi apparatus
Molecular function (GO): small GTPase binding
Source: RefSeq, a predicted model, not a curated record